UAGUGAGGACAGAGUGAGUAUUUCUUUCCUCCCCUCUCUGGUGAGAUCACUGCCUUCCUCUCCAUCUCAACAGUCCUUUCAGAAGAGCAGGCUCCUUCUUGUGUUCACAGGAGUCACCAUGGCCUGGUCCUCCAGCCUGAAGAGCGUCCUCACAGUCUUUGUCUUUACCACCUUGGCUGUCACCUCUGUGGAGAGUUACCAAUGUGCAGUACAACAAUGUGAAGGUACAACGUGUCCUGAAAGUGCAAGUGUUUGUGAAACCACUAAAGGCUGCUUCACUGAAAUACAGAGAUUUGACACACCGUCUUCUGCUACAAACCAGAUGUUUAAGCAAAAAGGUUGUUCUAGAGACCCAUGCAGUGAACUGGAAUUCUCAGCCACACUGGGGGAUCAACGGAGAUUUAGCUUUGUGAACCGUUGCUGCACAUCUGAUAACUGCAACGAAGGUGACUUAACACUAUCUCAAGAAGAAGCCAAUGGUGUUCAAUGUCUUGCCUUCUAUGAGGAGCCAGGCACUCAGGGCAUCCUAAGUGUCCUCAACUGCAUGGGAAAUGAGACGAACUGUGUUGCGGUUAUUGGCACAGCAGUGGGAAGCAGUCAUCCCUUCGCCUUUGUCAUGGCUGGAAUGGGCUGUGCAACAGAAAGCGUCUGCAACAAGAGUAUGACUGUUCUCAACAGCACAGAUAUCCUCACCUUCUGCUCAAGUGAGUUCGCUGUGUUUCCAACCAACUCAUCAGUUCCAGAUAGCACUGGCCUUCGACCUGCAUCCAUCUCAACAGUACCAAUGCUGAUUGUUCUCCUCCUGCUGAAAGUCUUGCUUUGACCAUUCAGGCUCAGGAGAUCCCACAGUUCUGCACACAUGUUUGGAGGGCAUCCUUCAAUGUGGGGAAAUGAAAAGCUGGUAAUUUUCAAUUUUACUGAAUUUCAAAAUUUGUGUGUGUGUGUACAUGUGUGUGUGUGCAUGUAUGCACAUGUGUGUGUGUGCAUGCAUGUUGCUGGUGGAGACCAGAAGAGGGUGUCAG
Myodes glareolus (Bank vole) is the source of this 1022-nucleotide messenger RNA. Its product is annotated as protein RoBo-1-like. NCBI's taxonomy places the organism in Eukaryota, Metazoa, Chordata, Mammalia, Rodentia, Cricetidae. The record is from RefSeq and is a predicted model, not a curated record.